Platichthys flesus (European flounder) is the source of this 3378-nucleotide messenger RNA. RefSeq lists its product as uncharacterized. Gene Ontology annotation, biological process: xenobiotic metabolic process. NCBI's taxonomy places the organism in Eukaryota, Metazoa, Chordata, Actinopteri, Pleuronectiformes, Pleuronectidae. Gene Ontology annotation, molecular function: heme binding; iron ion binding; oxidoreductase activity, acting on paired donors, with incorporation or reduction of molecular oxygen, reduced flavin or flavoprotein as one donor, and incorporation of one atom of oxygen. The transcript is spliced from 18 exons. The record is from RefSeq and is a predicted model, not a curated record. Gene Ontology annotation, cellular component: cytoplasm; intracellular membrane-bounded organelle. Bases 40 to 3105 code for a protein of 1021 amino acids.
ACAGACCUUCCUCCUGCUGCUGCUUUGGCUUUUGAAACCAUGUGGCUUUAUGAUUUUUUGUUGAGUUUCGACCUUAAGGGGUUGAUUCUGUUUCUGCUCAUUUUUAUUUUAAUGGCAGAUUUCAUCAAACACAGGAAUCCACCAAAUUACCCUCCAGGACCGCCUGGUCUGCCCAUUGUGGGGAAUUUCUUCAGUAUGGACAGCAAAAAUCCAUCCAAUUAUUUUACCAAGCUGGCUGAUGUCUACGGGAACGUGUUCAGUGUCCGCCUCGGGGGGGAAAAGAUGGUGUUUGUGACUGGGUAUAAGAUGGUGAAGGAAUCCAUAGUGGCACAAGCUGAGAACUUUGUGGACCGACCACACAGUCCGAUGGUUGACAGGAUAUACAAAGGCGGCUCAGGUGGUCUGUUCAUGAGUAAUGGUGAAACAUGGAAGAAACAGCGGCGUUUUGCUUUAUCCACCUUACGCACAUUUGGCCUGGGUAAAAGUCUCAUGGAGCAGAGCAUCUGUGAGGAGAUCCGAUACCUGCAGGACGUGAUGGAGAACGAGAAAGGUGAACCUUUCAGCUCAUCAGGCCUCUUCAACAACGCUGUAUCCAACAUCAUUUGCCAGAUGGUGAUGGGAAAACGCUAUGAGUACAGCGACCACAACUUCCAGACCAUGCUGACAUAUCUGUCUGAGGUUAUCAGGCUGGAAGGCUCCGUAUGGGGUUCCCUGUAUGAAUCGUUUCCCAACGUGAUGAAGUACUUGCCAGGUCCUCACAACAAAUUAUUUAGCAACUAUAUCGACCUCCAAGACUUCAUGAACCAGGAGUUACAGAGGCACAAGAAGGACCUGGACCACAGCAAUCCCCGGGACUACAUCGACACUUUCCUCAUUCAAAUGGAAAAUCACAAAGACACCGACCUGGGCUUCACUGACCAUAAUCUGAUUAUGUGCUCUAUGGAUCUAUUCCUGGCCGGAACAGAGACAACUGCCACCACAUUGCAGUGGGCUUUGGUUUAUCUCAUCAAUAACCCAGAGAUCCAAGAAAAGGUCCAGGCAGAGAUAGACGGAGUGAUCGGACAGAGCCGUCAGCCCACUAUGGCCGACAGACCCAACAUGCCCUACACUGACGCUGUCAUCCAUGAGAUUCAGAGAAUGGGAAACAUUGUUCCUCUGAAUGGACUCAGAGUAGCUGCCAAGGAUACAACACUGGGUGGUUACUUCAUACCUAAGGGUGCGUCCAUUAUGCCCAUGCUGACCUCAGUGCUGUUUGACAAAGAUGAGUGGGAAACCCCGCACACUUUCAACCCAGGACACUUCCUGGAUGCUGAUGGAAAGUUUGUGAGGAAAGAAGCUCACCUGCCUUUCUCUGCAGGGAAACGUGUGUGUCUCGGAGAGGGCCUGGCCAAGAUGGAGCUGUUUCUGUUUUUGGUAGGUUUACUGCAGAAGUUCUCUUUCACGGCUCCUGACGGUGUCGAGCUGAGUACAGAAGGCGUAACUGGAGCGACUCGAGUGCCGCACCCCUUCAAGGUUCAUGCCAAGGUUCGCUCACUGGUGUUAUACUGGUCAGAAGGAAAAGUAUUGGAAAACACAGACCUUCCUCCCAGUGCUGCUUUGGCUUUUGAAACCAUGUGGCUUUAUGAUUUUUUGUUGAGUUUCGACCUUAAGGGGUUGAUUCUGUUUCUGCUCAUUUUUAUUUUAAUGGCAGAUUUCAUCAAACACAGGAAUCCACCAAAUUAUCCUCCAGGACCGCCUGGUCUGCCCAUUGUGGGGAAUUUCUUCAGUAUGGACAGCAAAAAUCCAUCCAAUUAUUUUACCAAGCUGGCUGAUGUCUACGGGAACGUGUUCAGUGUCCGCCUCGGGGGGGAAAAGAUGGUGUUUGUGACUGGGUAUAAGAUGGUGAAGGAAUCCAUAGUCACACAAGCCAAUAACUUUGUGGACCGACCACACAGUCCGAUGGUUGACAGGAUAUACAAAGGCGGCUCAGGUGGUCUGUUCAUGAGUAAUGGUGAAACAUGGAAGAAACAGCGGCGUUUUGCUUUAUCCACCUUACGCACAUUUGGCCUGGGUAAAAGUCUCAUGGAGCAGAGCAUCUGUGAGGAGAUCCGAUACCUGCAGGAUGUGAUGGAGAACGAGAAAGGUGAAUCUUUCAGCACAGCAGGCCUCUUCAACAACGCUGUAUCCAACAUCAUUUGCCAGAUGGUGAUGGGAAAACGCUAUGAGUACAGCGACCACAACUUCCAGACCAUGCUCACAUAUCUGUCUGAGGUUAUCAGACUGGAAGGCUCCGUAUGGGGUUUUCUUUAUGAAUCGUUCCCCAACGUGAUGAAGUACUUGCCAGGUCCUCACAACAAAUUAUUUAGCAACUAUAUUGACCUCCAAGACUUCAUUAACCAGGAGUUACAGAGGCACAAGAAGGACUUGGACCACAGCAAUCCCCGGGACUACAUUGACACUUUCCUCAUUGAAAAGGAAAAUCACAAAGACACCGACCUGGGGUUCACUGACCAUAAUCUGAUUAUGUGCUCUCUGGAUCUAUUCCUGGCCGGAACAGAGACAACUGCCACCACACUGCAGUGGGCUUUGGUUUAUCUAAACAAUAACCCUGAGAUCCAAGAAAAGGUCCAGGCAGAGAUAGACGGAGUGAUCGGACAGAGCCGUCAGCCCACUAUGGCCGACAGACCCAACAUGCCCUACACUGACGCUGUCAUCCAUGAGAUCCAGAGAAUGGGAAACAUUGUUCCUCUGAAUGGACUUAGAGUAGCUGCCAAGGACACAACACUGGGUGGUUACUUCAUACCUAAGGGUGCGUCCAUUAUGCCCAUGCUGACCUCGGUGCUGUUUGACAAAGAUGAGUGGGAAACCCCGCACACUUUCAACCCCGGACACUUCCUGGAUGCUGAGGGAAAGUUUGUGAGGAAAGAAGCUCACCUGCCUUUCUCUGCAGGGAAACGUGUGUGUCUCGGAGAGGGCCUUGCCAAGAUGGAGCUGUUUCUGUUUUUGGUAGGUUUACUGCAGAAGUUCUCUUUCACGGCUCCUGACGGUGUCAAGCUGAGUACAGAAGGAGUUACUGGAACGACUCGAGUGCCGCACCCCUUCAAGGUUCAUGCCAAGGUUCGCUGAAUUAGACGACAUCUCACUGAAUCAACGCGUUGCAGGACAAGACACAAGCAAAUCACAGAAGAGACGGCUCAUUCUGAUGCUUUCACUGUUGUAUGUUCAAGGACUGAACACCUGCUUAGUCUCUCUGCCUAAUUCUGUGUGAUGGAGUUAGUUAUUUGUAAAUUUGUAUUGAUUUGUUGAUAGUUUUAGUUUAAAAUAUUUUUGCUUUGGUUUAAUUAAGGAAUUCAUCAAUUAAUAAUAAACUGACAUGCUUGAAUAAAUUAAUUAAAUGAA